Molecule: messenger RNA, 597 nt
Organism: Branchiostoma floridae (Florida lancelet)
Lineage: Eukaryota; Metazoa; Chordata; Leptocardii; Amphioxiformes; Branchiostomatidae
Product: squidulin-like
Exons: 4
Coding region: 96-536 (146 amino acids)
Molecular function (GO): calcium ion binding
Source: RefSeq, a predicted model, not a curated record
UGACACUUGGCUCCUAUCCUAUAUCGAAACAAGUCAGGGGACAUCGGUCUUGGCAUCUCUGUUUUCCCAAACGUUACUAUUGAACCAGAAUCAAAAUGGCGGACAUCAAGGCUAUUUUUGACAAGCAUGACGUCAACAAAGAUGGCUUUAUCUCUGCGUCAGAGCUGAAGGCGGUGUUGAAGGAAUUCGACCUGAGUGGGUCUGAACAUCUUGUGGGGGAAUUCAUCAAGGAGUGUGACAAGAACGGCAAUGGGAAGCUGGAGCUGGAUGAGUUCAAAACCGUCAUCAAGGUACUGCAGGAGGCCGCGGUCGCCCUGGAGGAUCCUGAGAAAAGUGCCGCAAAUAUGCGGGAUGUGUGUAAAGAAUUUGACAAGAAUGGUGACGGUUUCCUGACCAAGGCGGAGUUACAGGAGGGUAUGCAGGAGGCCAUCGGCAUGUCUGCCGAGUCCUGCGAGAAGUUGCUGAGCGUCGCCGACAAAAACGGAGACGGCAAACUCGACUACAACGAGUUCGUUAACGUGCUCGUGAAUAAGUGAGAGUGAAGCUAGCAAGGGUUUGCUUACAUUGGCGAUCCGGAAUGAAUUAGAAUCAAUGCUU